Messenger RNA from Puntigrus tetrazona (Sumatra barb), 3022 nucleotides. RefSeq names its product metaxin 1b (gene mtx1b). NCBI's taxonomy places the organism in Eukaryota, Metazoa, Chordata, Actinopteri, Cypriniformes, Cyprinidae. The transcript has 9 exons. The record is from RefSeq and is a predicted model, not a curated record. The coding region runs from base 157 to 1071 and encodes 304 amino acids. Gene Ontology annotation, biological process: mitochondrion organization. Gene Ontology annotation, cellular component: SAM complex.
CAAAUAUGGCUGCCCCCUUGGAGUUGUUCUGUUGGAAAGGCGACCACGGAUUACCUUCGGUAGAUAUCGACUGCUUAACCGUGCUGCAUGGCAGUCAGGAGCCGCAAACCGCACUGGAAUUUACAGAGCGGCAGCGCUGCCGUUUGAUCUUCUUUUAUGGUGCUGUCGAGACCGGCUGGAAAUAAGAUGCUAUCUCAGGCCUAUGCCAAGUUUGCUGGAGCUCCUCUUAAAGUUCACAAAAUCACCAACCCAUGGAGAAGCCCUACAGGUACUCUGCCUGCUCUGAAGACCAGGGAAGAAGGAAGCAUCUCCCAGCCCAGUAAGAUCAUCAUUCAUCUCAGGAAACAGAAGUACAAUGCAGACUAUGACCUAUCGGCAAAGGAGGGUGCAGAUACACUUGCCUUUGUCUCUCUACUGGAGGAGAAACUGUUACCGGCACUGAUCUACACGCUGUGGAUAGACUCUAAAAACUAUGUGGAUGUUACACGGUGCUGGUAUGCAGAAAACAUCUCCUUCCCUCUCAACUUCCUGCUACCCAACCGCAUGCAUGGCCAGCAGCUGGAGAAGUUGAGGCUCGUGAGGGGAGACCCAGUCCUGGAGGCCGGUGAACAGCUGGAGAAAGAGCUUUAUCGGGAUGCAUUUGAAUGUAUGACCCUGCUGUCUCAGAGACUGGGAUCACAGAAGUUCUUCUUUGGAGACUCUCCCUCAUCGCUGGAUGCGUAUGUGUUUGCACACCUGGCUCCUCUGUUGAAGAUCAAACUGCCUAACGGAAAGCUCCAGCAGCACCUCAACUCUCUGAACAACCUUCAGCAGUACUGCGCCAACAUCCUAGCACUCUACUUCCCCUCUGAUACACGAGAGGCACCGGGUCGUAAGGUUCAUGCUCAGCCUGACAGCAGCGACUUCGACAACGAGCCCCACAAGCGCCGUAACCAGAUCCUGUCUGUCCUGUUCGCUGUGGGAGCCAUGCUGGGCUACGCCAUCCUCACCGGGAUCGUUACGCUCAAGCGUGAGCGGCCGCAGCUGAAGACCUCCAGCCACGAAGAGGAGGAGGAUGAAGACGAGGACUGAAGAAAGAAGAAAACACGGGAUGGGAGCCACAAGAGACGACAUGCGCACACGAUCACUCACCCGGCGUUCAGAGUGAAGCUGCACACACUAUUACCUCAGUCCUUUAUAAUCUCCCAUCAUGCACGUGUGCGCUAUAACGAGAGUCGCUCACUUGAUGAAGCCUCAAGCGAGCCCAUAUUGGUGCUUUUUAAUUAUUGUUAGUAUAAUUGUUAUUAUAAUAGCUGUGAUCUGUAACUUUGUCAGGUCUCGAACAGAAAGGAAUUUUGACUUUUUUUUUGGGGGGUCAUUAAAAAGACGUAUCACAGUUUUAAUGGUUUAUCUACUGGUCGGCGAAAAAAGAAAAUGAAAAAUCUGCAUAAAUGUGAGGAAAUUGGUCUGUGCUGUUAGUUAAAAAGUAAUACUUUGUACAUCGCUCAUAUACGUCAUAACGGCCCUUAUGAAAAUUAACCAUAGUUUUAUUAUAGUAAAAGUGUGGUAGUCGUGUUCUUUUUGGCAGAUUGAUUACCAUUUAGAUGACCAUAGUUUUACUACAAAUACCGUGAUUCGUUUGUGGUUACCAAUAAUAAUAACAAUGGCAACAUAACUUAAUGAUUUAUUAAUAAUAAUAAAUUUCAUACGUUAGCACUAGUAUUAAUAUUGUAAGUAAUAUGACCUUAAUUAAACUAAAAGAGCUGCAGUCUGUUAGUUUUGCCUCUUUGUCGCCAUCUCUGUUUGAAAACAUUGAGUUUCAGUUCCUUGUAUUUGUCCUCCUCCAGUAGUUUGUACUCAGGCACGGCUCCAGCGCCUAUUCAUCAGAUUUGAGGAGCGAGUCAGUCCCUGCACUGGAAUGAGUGAAUCCUGUCCUUAGUUUUCAGAUACAUAGCCAUUUAAAACUAAAAUAGAAUUUUUUCAACAUGAUUGAUUUUUAUCUCCGAUUGCAUAAUAAUGGGCAACGACGUUUCAAAUAAUUCAUUCUGAAUUACAAUCUGCCAUCAAAAUAUGUUUUUUACAUCCAAUCAUUCCAGCUGCUGUGAGAAUAGCCUUUGAUGAACCUCUGCUCCAGCUGCAGGACCCGGGACGGCUUUUUUAUGUUUACAGAUCUGACGUAAAGACGCAGUGCCACGCUCCAGUUUCCCGCAAAACCUACACGUACCACUCAAACCAGAAAACAUUAUCACAAGCUAACCGUUGUGAAUUGGGCUGAAGGCGAUAGAUAGGCUGGUUAUGUACUUGCUCAAAUACUGAUUUCGGAUGAUUUGUAAAAAAAAAAAAAGUUACGGACUGCAGCUUUAAAGUAAACCCAAAUCUUCUAAGCAACGUGAUUUUUUUUUCUUACAAAAAUUAUGUCUUGUUUUUGUGUGUGUGUGUUUUAUUUAUAGUAAAACCAAGGUUAAUUUUUAUAAAGGGAAUUUUAAAAGAAGUGUUAACAGCUGCACCAUUACACUUUCAGACAAGCCAUAAAUAUUGCAUUAAUUUGGUGCAGUGACCUGAUAUUCUGUCCUGCAGACUAAACAUGCUGUCAAGCUGUAUUAACGUUUCCAACGCGUUGCAGAAAUCACGCAGAGUAAACUCGUCAGGCUUCUCAUCUUAAAACCAACCAUCUAUGAGCUCUUUGACCACUCCAGACCCAAAGCUUUAUAAAUCAGCCAGAUUUUAAAGCUCUUCUGAGAACCGCCGAGGAGAACUUUAUUUCUUGCCAAACACUGCGCUCACUUGAAACCCAAGGCACGCUGGGAUUAACCCUUUUUGUUUCUCUGAGGCCACACUUGACCGAUACCUCUCUGGGUCGAACCUUCUCAAAGAGCCUUCCACAAAACGGCUUUGCUGUCAGUUGGCGGCAACAACUGUUAAAUCGAGAAAGGAUUCCUCUUUCGUUGUGCAAUGUUUGGAUUGGUACAUGCCGUUCAUCUUCUGUAUUUUGUUAAGUCUAUAAAUAAUAAAAAGAAAUCGGCAUGACUGUGCAGUAGCAGUA